This is a messenger RNA of Peromyscus eremicus (cactus mouse), 1841 nucleotides long. It is a transcript of the gene Drg1, whose product is annotated as developmentally regulated GTP binding protein 1. Gene Ontology annotation, biological process: cytoplasmic translation. Gene Ontology annotation, cellular component: cytoplasm. The record is from RefSeq and is a predicted model, not a curated record. NCBI's taxonomy places the organism in Eukaryota, Metazoa, Chordata, Mammalia, Rodentia, Cricetidae. The coding region runs from base 187 to 1290 and encodes 367 amino acids. The transcript has 9 exons. Gene Ontology annotation, molecular function: GTPase activity; GTP binding.
AGGAGUCGGCGGAGAAGGCGGAGACCGCCGGGCACCGUGAGCCUCGGCGCAGACCUCGCGCGAAACAGUGUCGCGAGAAUUAGCAAGUCCCGCGCUUGCGCUUUGCCGCGGUGGUCCGUGGCGCGGUCGGAGCGUGAAGGGAGCUGGGUGGUGUGGAGGCCGGCGCCGCCUCGAGCCCUCGCCACCAUGAGCGGGACUUUAGCGAAGAUCGCAGAGAUCGAAGCCGAGAUGGCUCGGACUCAAAAGAACAAGGCUACAGCACAUCACCUUGGGCUGCUUAAGGCUCGCCUUGCUAAGCUUCGAAGAGAACUCAUCACUCCGAAAGGUGGCGGUGGUGGUGGGCCAGGAGAAGGUUUUGAUGUGGCUAAGACAGGCGAUGCUCGAAUUGGGUUUGUGGGUUUCCCAUCUGUGGGGAAGUCAACUCUGCUAAGUAACCUAGCAGGAGUGUAUUCUGAAGUGGCAGCAUAUGAGUUCACUACUUUGACCACCGUGCCUGGUGUCAUCAGAUAUAAAGGAGCCAAGAUCCAGCUCCUGGAUCUCCCGGGUAUUAUUGAAGGUGCCAAGGAUGGGAAAGGGAGAGGUCGUCAAGUCAUUGCAGUGGCCCGAACAUGUAAUUUGAUCUUGAUUGUUCUGGAUGUCCUAAAACCCUUGGGACAUAAGAAGAUAAUUGAAAAUGAGUUGGAAGGCUUUGGGAUUCGCUUGAACAGCAAACCUCCCAACAUUGGCUUUAAGAAGAAAGACAAGGGAGGCAUUAACCUCACAGCCACUUGCCCUCAGAGUGAACUAGAUGCUGAAACAGUGAAGAGCAUUCUGGCUGAAUACAAAAUUCACAAUGCUGAUGUGACUCUGCGUAGUGAUGCCACAGCUGAUGACCUCAUUGAUGUGGUCGAAGGGAACAGAGUUUACAUCCCCUGUAUCUAUGUAUUGAAUAAGAUUGAUCAGAUCUCCAUUGAGGAAUUGGAUAUUAUCUACAAGGUACCUCACUGUGUACCCAUUUCUGCCCAUCACCGCUGGAAUUUUGAUGACCUGUUGGAGAAGAUCUGGGACUAUCUGAAACUAGUGAGAAUUUACACCAAACCCAAAGGCCAGUUACCAGAUUACACAUCUCCAGUGGUACUGCCUUACUCCAGGACCACAGUGGAAGAUUUCUGCAUGAAGAUUCACAAAAAUCUUAUCAAAGAAUUUAAAUACGCUUUGGUCUGGGGUCUCUCUGUGAAACACAAUCCUCAGAAAGUAGGGAAAGACCAUACAUUGGAAGAUGAAGACGUCAUUCAGAUUGUGAAGAAGUGAAACCGAGUUCCCAUCUGCUGGCCAGCCACAGCAGUGUUCUACGACCAGUUCCCACCUCGACCCUUCUGUCUUUGGCAGCCAUUGGAUUGGGACACAGGGAUGAUACGGAGACUCCAAACUGGAACAUCAGUUGUCUUUUUUUUUGAGAUGGGGUCCAAUUUAUUUCAGGCUGGCCUUGAACUCUGUAGCUGGGGCUCACCUAGAAUUCUUUAUUCAUCAGCCUCCAUCUCCCAAGUGCUGGGCUUCCCAGUGUGUAUCUGCACCUCAGCAACAUUACUUUUCUUGCCUGGUGUCACUUCUGAACUGUAUAAAAUCCCUGGUGGGCUCAUUGGCUUUGUGUCAUCGUCAGAUUUGCUGUGGGGUGAACUGAAUGAGGAAAGGCCUGUAUGUACGGGGAGACAGCUGUAGAAUGUGAAAUAGCUAAUGUGACAUGUAACGUCCUUUGUGAUGAGAGGCUCUUUCACCUGGCUUGGCUUUCUUCCUUUCGGGUGGCCUUUUCUCAGGACAUUGGAGAGGAAGGAGAUGAUAAAGUUAUCUACUCAUUUCCUCCA